Micromonas pusilla CCMP1545 is the source of this 1095-nucleotide messenger RNA. RefSeq lists its product as uncharacterized. The record is from RefSeq and is a predicted model, not a curated record. The transcript has a single exon. NCBI's taxonomy places the organism in Eukaryota, Viridiplantae, Chlorophyta, Mamiellophyceae, Mamiellales, Mamiellaceae. The coding region runs from base 1 to 1095 and encodes 364 amino acids. Gene Ontology annotation, biological process: protein polyglutamylation.
AUGGACAAGUACACCACCGCGGUGGUGAACUUCCUGAAGGAUCAUCCCGCGGUGUGCGACCUGCACUUCACGAAGCGCGACGCGGUCGCGAGCACGGCGCUGCACGCGUGGGAGACGUCGAACUGCCCGCUUCGACUGCCCGACGAUUUGAAGGCGUUCCUCCUGUUGUCCGACGGGUUCUCGCUUCGAUGGGACGUGCGCGUCGGGAGGCAGAAGCGCCACGCGCUCGGGUGCAUGGCGCUGAACGGCGUGAAAGCGAUGCGCGCGCUGCCGCUGGACGCGUCGCCCGAGGACGACCGCGGCGACGGCCCGGUCGUCGUCCGCGGAAGCGGGGCGUUCGAUUCGUCCAACGCGACCCCGCUCGCGGCGUUCGACCUCGACGCGUCCUGCGCGUACGGUCGCGUCGCGCUCGUGUUCGUGUCCAAGGAAGUCGCGAAGGCGCCGGACGCGACGUCCUCGAGCGGGCGGGAGACGUCGGACGCGAAGCCGCGGCCGCCCGUCGUUCGAAAGACCGAGGCGCAGGUGUGGUUCCAGGAUCUCGCCGCGCGGUGGCACCCCAUCGCGGGGUCGUUCUCGGAGUACUUCCGCGUCAUGGCAUCGCACUUGGGGCUGCCGAACUGGCAGUACGCGUUCACGGACAUCGGGUUAGACCCCGCGGCGAAGCAGUGGUUCUCGCUCCUCGCGCCGACGCGGCUGGCGGUUGAUUUAGACCGCGCGCGCUUGAAGCGCGCUAAGCGACGGCCGAGGAGCGGGGCGAGCGUCGGCGGCGGGAAGGGAAGCGGCGCGAAGCCUCGAGCGCCGUCGUCCGCGAGACCGACGAUGAAGCUGACGUCGCCGAUGAAGGCGUCCGAGACGGGCGGGAGCGGGAGCGGGAGCGGGAGCGGGAGCGGCGGCGCGGCGGCGGCGGCGGCGGUCGCGAGAGCGAAAGCCGCCGGCGGGGGGUGGGCGAAGACCUCCGCGGCCAGCGCCCGCCCGGGGUCCACCAGCGGGGGCGGGGCCAAGGCGAGGGUCUCGUCGACGAGUAGCGCGGGCGUUGGGCGCGUCGCUCGACCGUCGAGCACGUCCGAGUACGCGAAGAAGCCGCAGAUGCGAUGA